Toxorhynchites rutilus septentrionalis is the source of this 1649-nucleotide messenger RNA. RefSeq lists its product as uncharacterized. The record is from RefSeq and is a predicted model, not a curated record. Lineage: Eukaryota; Metazoa; Arthropoda; Insecta; Diptera; Culicidae. Bases 291 to 1232 code for a protein of 313 amino acids. The transcript has 3 exons.
CUUAGUGUUUAGUGAUAACAUUCGAUAAGACAGAGAGAACAAGGCAUUGGCUACAGAUGAGCAGCAGCAGAUAAAAAGUGUGUGCCUACCAUUCCCAGUUUGAACAGUUCCCAUCCACUGUUCGAGGACUUCAGUUGGGCCGCUCCUAAUCUAGUGGAAGCAGUGCGAGUGUGUGUUCUUGGGCAGUGCGGUGUAUCCAGUCCAAUUUUUUGUGAAGCACGGGGAGAGACAGAGAGUGCGUGUGAGUGUUUGUGUUCUGUGCGCACCCGUGAAUCAAAGUCAGGAGCAAAAUGUAUUUCAAGAAAGUGAUCUCGAUUCUGAUCAUCUGCAAAGUGGCCCAGAGUGCGCUGGUCAAAGAAACCAAACAGGAUGCUGCCCCGGAGAACGUUCUAAGCGAGCUGAGCUGGUCCUGCGCUAACAACGCGUCCUGUGUGAAACGAAUCGCCCGGGACGUGGUGCACAAGCUGAAGGCACACAAACCGGUCAAUUUUGGAGUGUUCAGUAUCGCUCCGGUCGAGCGGGUCCCGCUCACCGUCGACGGAAGCUCGUCUCGUGCCAUGGACUUCCUAAGCGGGCACGCGCUACAAUUCCCGAUCGGACCGAUGGUGUUCAACAUCGAACGCUCCACCGACUAUCCCAACUAUAUUGAGGUCUCCCUGCUCAGAAAGGCCGAUGGAGCCCGCGGCAGAAACCGCAGGCAUAUGCGCUUCUUCGUGCCAGCAUUCCUGGUCUUCAGCCAAAUCGGCUGGUAUGCGCUCGCCAUUGCCGGAGUCAAGCUGCUAGCGAUUAAGGCCUUUUUAGUCGCCAAAAUUGCCCUAAUUGUUGUAGCAUUGAUGACUUUCAAGAAACUAUUGGAACCUGUCGCAGUCAUGCCACCACCGUACUUCGAUCAUCAGGAGCCCUUCCUGAUGCCGUACGGCAUGGACUUCCACCACGGCUUCCCUGGCUCCGGACACGACAUGUACCCAAUGGGGGGACUUGGCGCGCACCUGGGACAUCACGACGGCCCGUCCGGACUGCACGCUGCUGAGGGUGGACUUGGCGCCGCCAGCAACCUGAACCCUGUCGUCGAUACUAACCAGGCCGCCGCAGACAAGUCAGCUUCGGUUGCCGGCAAUGGCGGUGUCACCUCUUCGGCUGCGAGUUCCAACGAUCGUCAUCACUUCCCCGGCGGCAAAAUCAAACGGCAGGACUUCUAUCCGGUGGCACACACCGGCAAAUACUACUACUGAGCGAGAGGACAGCAGAACGAGAUAAUGCCAAAGCCACCACCACCCCUUGUCCGUUGUGAGACAGUUCACUACCUCCAAGUCCAAGUUUGCGCUGCCACAAUCAGUCCCAAGAUCCUUCCCCCCGAAAAAAAGAAACGUAAAAAAGCCCCAGACUCGUAACACAACCAUAUGACCAAAUGAUGCCUUCUGGAGAGUAUGAUUCCCACUCGGUAGCUGCUGAUAAAACUGUUUAGCAUGUAACCAUAGUAUUUACCCGAUGGUAUUCGAUCAGUUUCCACACCUGCAACUACGGUGUGAGCGAGAGAAACCUUCCCAAACUGUUGUAAAAUUGUUUUCCAUCGCCCCCUUCUGUGAAGUGUUGUUAUAAUCUAAUAUUUAUUUAUUUAUUAAAAGAACUGGGAGAAUGAAAAUCUAAAA